AGUCGUUGAUGAAAGAAAAGUUACAGAAGUGGAAAAUGCAGACGUCACAGAACAAUAAAUUAUCACAUUCCCAAGGAUCGAACAAUCAAAUACGGAGCAAUCAAUAGAUAUAAAUAUAAAAGAAAUUAAAAAGGCUGGAAUAAUGUUCCUAGCUCCUGCAUGGCGUUCAUACAUUGGAACCGUAUAAAGCUUACACGAGGAUCCCAUUUUCCUUUCAUUUUUAUGCUCUCUUUCUUUUGCUUUAGAUUCUCUCCUUUUCUCUCUCCUCAACACCCCCACUAAUCAAUAUUCGCUUCUCAACUUGUUCCCACUUUUUCAAUGAUUUCUGGGUUUUGAUCAAUUUUUCAGAAUUUGUUGAGUUCAUCCAAGGAAUCUCAUUCGAUUUCUCACGGUUGUAAUUACAGGAUUGAGCAUAUGCCUGGAAACAAGUUUAACGGUAAUUCUAACGUACCGACUAGUAGAAUAUCCCGGCUCUUGGAAUUGAGGCAGUUAAAAAGAACAAGCAGGGCAUCACUUAAUGAAGUUUCGGAUAAUAGCAACAGCCCGGAACCUGGCAGCGGACAUGAUUUUUCACGGGUAGAACAAUACUUGGAAGAUGCCGUGGCUGGGAGUCCUCCUACCCAAAGAUUGUUAGUGGUUGCUAACCGUUUACCAGUUUCUGCUGUUAGAAGAGGGGAAGACUCUUGGUCAUUGGAGAUUAGUGCUGGAGGUCUGGUUAGUGCUCUUUUAGGUGUCAAGGAAUUUGAGGCAAGGUGGAUUGGAUGGGCUGGUGUUAAUGUUCCUGAUGAAGUCGGACAAAAAGCUCUCACAAAGGCUCUUGCAGAGAAGAGGUGCAUACCUGUUUUUCUUGAUGAGGAGAUUGUGCAUCAGUACUAUAAUGGAUACUGCAACAACAUAUUGUGGCCUCUUUUUCAUUAUCUUGGUCUUCCUCAAGAGGAUAGACUUGCUACCACAAGAAGUUUCCAAUCUCAGUUUGCUGCUUACAAGAAGGCGAAUCAGAUGUUUGCUGAUGUUGUAAAUCAACACUACGAAGAAGGAGAUGUCGUUUGGUGUCAUGAUUAUCAUCUCAUGUUCCUCCCUGAGUGCCUAAAAAAGCAUAACAGCAAGAUGAAGGUUGGGUGGUUUCUCCACACCCCGUUUCCUUCCUCUGAAAUCCACAGAACCUUGCCAUCUCGUUCAGAACUGCUCAGUGCAGUUCUUGCUGCUGAUUUGGUUGGUUUUCAUACGUAUGAUUAUGCGAGGCACUUUGUCAGUGCUUGCACUCGUAUUCUUGGGCUUGAAGGCACACCUGAAGGUGUAGAGGAUGAUCAAGGCAGAUUGACCCGUGUGGCUGCUUUUCCUAUUGGAAUUGAUUCUGAUCGUUUCAUUCGAGCACUUGAAGUUCCUCAAGUUCAAGUGCAUAUCAAAGAACUAAUGGAAAGAUUUGCUGGUCGGAAGGUAAUGCUAGGUGUUGAUCGGCUUGAUAUGAUAAAAGGAAUUCCACAAAAGAUACUUGCCUUUGAAAAAUUUCUGGAGGAAAAUCCUUACUGGCGGGAUAGAGUUGUUCUGCUCCAAAUUGCUGUUCCAACAAGAACAGAUGUGCCUGAAUAUCAAAAACUUACAAGUCAAGUUCAUGAGAUAGUCGGACGUAUUAAUGGAAGAUUUGGAACUCUAACUCGUGUUCCUAUACAUCAUCUGGAUCGUUCUCUGGACUUCCACGCAUUAUGUGCUCUAUAUGCAGUGACUGAUAUAGCACUGGUGACUUCAUUGAGAGAUGGCAUGAAUCUGGUCAGCUAUGAGUUUGUAGCUUGCCAAGAUGAGAAAAAGGGUGUGCUUAUUCUUAGUGAGUUUGCUGGAGCUGCACAAUCUUUAGGAGCUGGAGCUCUCUUGGUAAACCCCUGGAAUAUCACAGAGGUAGCUGCUGCAAUUGGUAAAGCCUUAAAUAUGUCAGAUGAAGAGCGAGAAAAAAGGCAUCAAAUUAACUUUUUACACGUAACAGAGCAUACUGCUCAGGAGUGGGCAGAAUUUUUUGUAAGUGAACUGAACGACACAGUUGUAGAGGCACAAUUGAGGAUAACACAAAUUCGCCCUGCGCUUCCAGUUGAAUGUGCUGUGAACAAUUUCCUGGAUUGUAGUAAUCGACUACUCAUACUGGGAUUCAAUGCUGCGUUGACGGAAACAAUUGAUACUCCUGGUAGACGGGGCGGAGAUCAAGUGAAGGAUAUGAACUUUAAGUUGCAUCCAGAGCUGAAAGGGCCUCUGAGUGUGCUUUGCAAUGACCCUAAAUCAACCAUCGUUAUCCUCAGUGGAAGUCGCAGAAGUGAUUUAGAUAAUAACUUUGUGGAGUAUGACAUGUGGUUGGCAGCAGAGCAUGGAAUGUUCUUACGGCAUACAAGAAGGGGAGAUUGGAUGACGACGAUGCCUGAGCAUUUGAAUCUGGAUUGGAUUCCUAGUGUAUAUCAUGUUUUUGAGUAUUUUAAGGAAAGAACUCCUCGUUCGACUAUUGAGCUUCGUGAUACUUCCCUUGUAUGGAAUUAUAAAUAUGCUGAUUUUGAGUUUGGAAGAUUGCAAGCAAGAGACAUGUUACAGCAUCUUUGGACGGGUCCUAUUUCAAAUGCAUCAGUUGAAGUUGUGCAAGGUAGUAGGUCUGUUGAGGUUCGACCAGUAGGAGUUACAAAGGGUUCUGCUAUUGAUCGCAUAUUAGGGGAAAUAGUGCACAGUAAACCAUUGAAAUCACCAAUUGAUUAUGUCUUAUGCAUCGGUCAUUUUCUGGAGAAGGAUGAAGAUGUAUACACAUUUUUUGAGCCAGAGCUUCCCUGUGAGAAUGCAAGCCACCCAAGAAGCAAGGGUGCAUUUGAUUCUUCAAAGUUGGCAGAAAGGGCGCCACCAAAACCUCCAGCGAAUAGAAGUGGAUCAAAAGGGUCGCAUGGAAAGGGUCAACGUUCAAGUUCAAACUCAAACUCAAACUCAAACUCAGAGAAGGUGACAAAUAAUAAUCAUAACAAUGGUGGGCUGUCACGGAAACAACAACAACAACAACAACAACAACAACAACAACAACCAUUAGAGAAGACCUCCUCCUGGAACGUAUUGGACCUUAAGAAAGAUAACUACUUCUCUUGUGCCGUUGGGAGAAGUAGGACGAGUGCUCGUUACACAAUUGGAUCCUCAGAUGAUGUUGUCUCGUUUUUGACAAGAUUGGCUGAAGCAUCUUCGUCUUCGUCUUCGUCUUCGUCUGUCUCUUCAACUUCAACACCUUGACCUUAUACUACUAUUCCCUGGUUCCAUCACAAUUCUGAUUCUAUAGCCAAUAAUAUUUUAUGAUUGCAUAAUACAAGCUAGCUAGGCUGUGUCUGUUGACUGGUUCACACAGUGCUAAGUUGCUAACUCAUUUUAAUACUCAUCAUUUUCCAAAGAUAACUCCUAACAACCAAGUUUAAUUGUAUUUUUAUCCCUCAUUGAUCAAUUGGGAAGUCGGCCUGUAACUAUAUUCCUUCAAGACCCAAGUGUUUCAAUCAGCCUGAAUAAUGCUAUUAUUAUACUUAUACAUAUAGACUCGUAGCAACUAUUUCUAAUGUUUUAUUUCUAUUCGA
Spinacia oleracea (spinach) is the source of this 3572-nucleotide messenger RNA. Its product is annotated as alpha,alpha-trehalose-phosphate synthase [UDP-forming] 1. The record is from RefSeq and is a predicted model, not a curated record. Gene Ontology annotation, cellular component: cytosol. The transcript is spliced from 18 exons. Bases 415 to 3240 code for a protein of 941 amino acids. NCBI's taxonomy places the organism in Eukaryota, Viridiplantae, Streptophyta, Magnoliopsida, Caryophyllales, Amaranthaceae. Gene Ontology annotation, molecular function: alpha,alpha-trehalose-phosphate synthase (UDP-forming) activity; trehalose-phosphatase activity. Gene Ontology annotation, biological process: trehalose biosynthetic process.